AUGAGAGUAACAGUGUUAAAUAACACGCUGCACCUCUCGCUGUUUUCUCUCUCUUUCUUAUUUUUGUUCUUCUCGAGCCUGCUGCCCAACUGCUCCCAGCUGGCAGCGGCUGGGAGCGACACCGGGAAUGCAAAUGACCUGCAGCAUCCCCGGGCUGCUGCCUGCGCUUCCAGCGGCAGGAGGGAGCUCAGCAGGACCGGUCCCCGUGUUUGGACAGCUCCUUGCCUCGACAGCGGAUCGGGGGCAGCGCUGGUGCCGGCCAGCCCGGACCCUCUGGCUGUGGAUGAACCCCUGGAGAAGACGAGUGGUGGAGCUGCAGAGCUGGGGCACAGCACUGGUUUGACUGGUGGAGCUGAGGAUUUUGGGCAUGCUGUGGGUCCAGACCCUGGAGUUGGAGAGCAGGGGCAGGGCACUGCCCUCAACCUCCUGCCAGCCCCGGAGGAGACCACGCCGCUCCUGCCUACAGCCACCGCUGCCCCCAGACCUGAUGCCAAACAAACUUCCCCUGUUAAGAAAAAGCCACCAGCUCUGAAGCAAGGAAACACAGGAAGGAAGCACCCAAGGCUGAAGCCCACCCCGGCAGGGCCCCCUGGGACUGCCCCCCCCGAGCUGCCCUGGGCGGAGCAGGCCACCACCAGCCACCCCACGCUGCAGAUCUCCCCUUCCAGCCUGCCCCCAGCCCUCUCUGACAGCACAGGGGAUGCUGGAGAGGCUUCCACUGUGGCUCCAGCUGGUGUUAUCCAAACCAAGGGCACGGAGAGGGAUGCGCAUGGCUCUGUGCUGGAGGAGAGCCAGGAAACCACCACGUCCACCAUCGUCACCACCACUGUCACCACCACAGAGCCCACCCCAGUGCUCUGCAGCAUGAGCUUCCACGAGCCUGAGGGCUACAUUGACUCCACGGAUUAUCCCCCCCUGCCCCUGCACGGGUACCUGCAGUGCACCUACAACGUCACCGUCUACACCGGCUACGGCAUCGAGCUCCAGGUGAAGAGCGUGAACCUGUCAGAUGGGGAGGUGCUGUCCAUCCGUGGUGUGGAUGGCGAUGCCCUGGUGGUCUUGGCCAACCAGACCCUCCUGGUGGAGGGCCAGGUGAUCCGCAGCCCCACCAACACCAUCUCUGUCUACUUCCGCACCUUCCAGGACGACGUGGUGGGGACCUUCCAGCUCCACUACCAGGUGUUUAUGCUGAGCUGCAACUUCCCACGGAGGCCUGACUUUGGGGAUGUGACGGUGAUGGAUCUGCACUCGGGUGGCAUCGCUCACUUCCACUGCCACCUGGGCUACGAGCUGCAGGGCCCCCGCAUGCUGACCUGCAUCAACGCAUCCCGGCCACACUGGAGCAGCCCCGAGCCCAUCUGCUCAGCUCCCUGUGGAGGGACAGUGCACAAUGCCACCAUCGGCCGCGUGCUGUCCCCCAGCUACAGCGGGAACCAGUCUGGCAGCAUGUACUGUGUCUGGGCCAUCGGGGCCCCCCCGGGACAGAAGCUGCACCUGCACUUUGAGAAGCUCCUGCUGACUGAGAAGGACAGGAUGGUGGUGUACAGCGGGGACACCAACCGCUCGGCCGUGCUCUACGACUCGCUGCGCGCCGACAGCGUCCCCUUCGAGGGAGUCAUCAGCGAUGGCUCCUCCAUCCGGAUCGAUUUCCUCGCUGAGGAGCCUGCGGCUGCCACCGCCUUCAACAUCCGCUUCGAAGCCUUUGAGCGGGGCCACUGCUACGAGCCCUACAUCCAGAACGGGAACUUCACCACCUCUGACCCCACCUACAACCUGGGCACCACCGUGGAGUUCACCUGCGACCCCGGGCACUCCCUGGAGCAGGGCCCCGCUGUCAUCGAGUGCAUCAACAUGCGGGACCCCUACUGGAACGACACGGAGCCGCUGUGCCGAGCCACGUGUGGAGGGGAGCUGACUGCUGUGGCCGGGGUGAUCCUCUCCCCCAACUGGCCGGAGCCCUACACGGAGGGGGAGGAUUGCAUCUGGAGGAUCCAUGUGGGCGAGGAGAAGCGGCUCUUCCUGGACAUCCAGCUCCUGAACAUCACCAACAGCGACAUCCUCACCAUCUACGACGGGGAUGAGCUCUCCUCCCGCAUCCUGGGGCAGUACGUGGGCAGCAGCGGCCCCCAGAAGCUCUACUCCUCCAGCCCCGACCUCACCAUCCAGUUCCACUCAGACCCUGCUGGGCUCAUCUUUGGGAAGGGACAAGGAUUCAUCAUGAACUACAUAGAGGUGUCCCGCAACGACUCCUGCUCGGACCUGCCCGAGAUCCAGAACGGCUGGAAGACCACGUCACACACAGAGCUGGUGAGAGGGGCCAAGAUCACCUACCAGUGUGACCCGGGCUAUGACAUCGUGGGCAGUGACACCCUCACCUGCCAGUGGGACCUCAGCUGGAGCAGCGACCCCCCCUUCUGUGAAAAGAUCAUGUACUGCACGGACCCAGGGGAGGUGGAGCACUCCACUCGCCUCAUCUCGGACCCGGUGCUGCUGGUGGGCACCACCAUCCAGUACACCUGCAAUCCUGGCUUCGUGCUGGAGGGCAGCUCCCUGCUCACCUGCUAUAGCCGUGAGACCGGCACCCCCAUCUGGACCUCACGGCUCCCACACUGUGUCUCUGAGGAGUCACUGGCCUGUGAUAACCCAGGGCUGCCAGAAAAUGGGUACCAAAUUCUUUACAAGCGCCUCUACCUGCCAGGAGAGUCCCUGACCUUCAUGUGCUAUGAGGGCUUUGAGCUGAUGGGGGAGGUGACCAUCAAAUGCAUCCUGGGCCAGCCAUCCCACUGGAGCGGGCCCCUGCCCAUCUGCAAAGUGAACCAAGACAGCUUUGAACACGCUCUGGAAGUAGCAGAAGCUGCUGCAGAGACGUCGCUGGAGGGGGGAAACAUGGCCCUGGCCAUCUUCAUCCCGGUGCUGAUCAUCUCCCUGCUGCUGGGAGGAGCGUACAUCUAUCUCACCAGGUGUCGGUACUACUCCAGCCUCCGCCUGCCCCUCAUGUACUCCCACCCCUACAGCCAGAUCACGGUAGAAACGGAGUUUGACAACCCGAUUUAUGAGACAGGGGAAACACGAGAAUACGAGGUUUCGAUAUAAGGACAGUGGUAAGAGAGUCUCCAGCAGCGAACUUAAUGUGCUCUCAUAGAACUUCCUCAGUAACUAAUCCAGAGACCACGUGGAGUUUGGUUGGACCCCCGGACCUGCUGUUGUCUUUCCUUUUGCCUCUCUAUUGAAGAUUUUACUGUUUUCUUCACUGUAUUUAUUCUAUUUAAACUGCGAUAGGUGUGCUGCCCAGCCCUGGGCACAGGCAGCAGCUGGAGCCGGGGCAGAGCUGGGUCCUGGUGAGGCCAGGGGGGCACGGGGGCACUGCUGUGUCCCCUUCCAUGGCAGAAUGUCCCCUUCCAUGGCGGAGCGUCCCUCGGCACUGCCCACACAGACGCAGGGGGAUUUUUUUGCGGUUCUGAUGUUGUUAAAAAUUAAAGAUGUCUCCAUUGCAAGAGCCUGCGGUUGAUUGCUGGGAGCUGAGGUAGCGCAGGGUCCCCCCCAGGGUCCCACGUGCAGCUCCUGGGGGGCUCAGGGGCCACUGGCCCAGGGACUGUCCUCACUGCAGGGCUCAGGGACAGCCUGGCACACACGAGGUACGUGCUGCUUUCUUUUCCCACUUCACUUUGGAUGUGGAGAGGCAGCCAGCCAGGAUCUGGGGUGAUGCUCUGUGGAGAAGCACCAACCUAUGGAGAGUGCCACCCUGCCACUGGGAGCCCUGGAAGCCACCUUGGAGCGAGCAGAGCUCCCAGCUGGUGCCUCUCUGCUCUGUGCCCGCUGAUCCUCUCCAGCAGCACUUCCCAUCACCCUGCCAGGAUCACCCCGACCCAGCCGAGGGUGGCUCUGUGCCCCUGGCAGCAUCUCAGGGUAAGCAGGAUGGGCUGGGCUCCCUGGCUCCUGCUGCAGGAGGGGCCCUGGCGGGCUGUGCUGUGCAGGGGAUGAAGGUGGAGCUGUUGGGAAGGAGAGGCAGCUGGGAUGUGUGGAGGCUUCAGCACAGGAGUGCUGGGGGGAGCAGAACAGGCAGAAAUCGCCCUCAGUCCCACCCUCGCCAUCCCCCGCACUCCUUCACUGCAUCACCCCUGCCAGAGCCACACAGCAGUGGGGACACGGACCCCAAAGGGCCACCACUGUCCCUGCUGUGUCCCAGCCAGCCCCUGGGGAGGGCAGUGAAGCCACCACCACGUCCUUGGCUGCUGGUGUCCUUCUUUUGUCCUUGCAGAACAAUGGCGAGUGCGGGAGGCCGGGGGAGCUCGGGGUGGUUUGGUUGGUGCAGCUCUGCAGUGUACAGCUGGGCUUUAGGGGUUUUCCUUUCAAAACAACGAAUGUGUGUUUGUAAUUUGUAAUGGUUAAAAAGGAAAAAAAAAAAAAAAAGAGGAAAAAAAAUUGUGCCAAAAAAAAUGUACGAAGCAUUUCAUUUCCCUUCAUACAUGUCUGUUUUUAUAAGAACAAUGUGAAAAUUGCUGGGAUUAAAUAUUUUUGAACAUGAUAAAGUA
Zonotrichia albicollis (white-throated sparrow) is the source of this 4532-nucleotide messenger RNA. Lineage: Eukaryota; Metazoa; Chordata; Aves; Passeriformes; Passerellidae. The record is from RefSeq and is a predicted model, not a curated record.